Molecule: messenger RNA, 1511 nt
Organism: Culex pipiens pallens (northern house mosquito)
Lineage: Eukaryota; Metazoa; Arthropoda; Insecta; Diptera; Culicidae
Gene: fbp
Product: fructose-1,6-bisphosphatase 1
Exons: 4
Coding region: 413-1444 (343 amino acids)
Biological process (GO): fructose 1,6-bisphosphate metabolic process; fructose 6-phosphate metabolic process; sucrose biosynthetic process
Cellular component (GO): cytosol; cytoplasm
Molecular function (GO): fructose 1,6-bisphosphate 1-phosphatase activity
Source: RefSeq, a predicted model, not a curated record
AGAAAACAAUAAUUUCGAACCUACGUCUGCAAGCAGAGAUUAGAACAGUUUGGAAAAAUACCAUCCCGAAAAACUGGACCGGUUUCAGUGUUGCUUACAAUCAGGUUUGGUAGAGAGCAGCGUAUAAACAACAAACUCCGAAGCCGAAAAAGACACAAACCAAAAGCGAGAAAGAAGUGCAGAUAGGUCGCAAGUGUGUGUUUGGUCGCUUCGUUGGCGCUUGUGUUACAAAAUCAGUCUCGCUUCAGCAGUCUAUCGGUUCGGUUGUCGUUCAGCGCGCCCGCAGGAGAAAGUGAUAAAAAGACAGACAGAUCGCGCGUUCUACGUGGCCUGGUUUCAUAAUUUUUGGUUUAAUUUGUUCUUGUUUUUUAGGAGACAGAAAGCCGCAUCCCGGACGCAAACAAAAUAUAAAAUGUCGACACCGAUCCAGAUCAUGACGCAGCAGGGGCCCGCCUUCGACUCGAACUGCAUGACGCUGACGCGGUUCGUGCUGCAGGAGCAGAAGAAGCACAAACAGGCCACCGGUGAUCUGUCCCAGCUGCUGAACUGCAUCCAGACGGCGAUCAAAGCGAUUAGUUCGGCGGUGCGCAAGGCCGGCAUCGCCAAGCUGCAGGGAAUCUCCGGCGACACCAAUGUCCAGGGCGAGCAGGUCAAGAAGCUGGACGUGCUGUCGAACGAGAUCUUCAUCAACAUGCUGAAGUCGUCGUACGCGACCUGCCUGCUGGUGUCGGAGGAGAACGACAACGUGAUCGAGAUCGAGACGGAGGCGCGGGGCAAGUACGUGGUUUCGUUCGAUCCGCUGGAUGGGUCGAGCAACAUUGACUGUUUGGUGUCGAUCGGGUCGAUCUUUGGGAUUACCAAACGGAUCAACGAUGGGGCGGAACCUUCCGAGGCGGACGCGCUGCAGCCGGGCAACAAAAUGGUCGCCGCCGGGUACGCGCUGUACGGAUCGGCCACGAUGAUCGUGCUGAGUUUGGGCGAAGGCGUCCACGGGUUUAUGUACGAUCCGUCGAUCGGGGAGUUUGUGCUGACGGACUACAAUCUGCGCAUUCCCGAGCGGGGCAACAUCUACUCGAUCAACGAAGGUUACGCUUCGACGUGGGACAAGUCCGUGUUGAACUACGUCCAAGAUAAGAAGGACCCGGCCAAGGGCAAGCCGUACGGAGCGCGUUACGUGGGCAGUAUGGUGGCGGACGUGCACCGGACGAUCAAGUACGGCGGUAUCUUCAUCUACCCGGCGACGGCCGCGUCCAAGAACGGCAAACUGCGCCUGCUGUACGAGUGCAACCCGAUGGCGUACAUCGUGACGAAGGCCGGCGGCAAGGCCAGCGCCGGUAAGGACAAGGAAAUCCUGGACGUGGUUCCAACGUCGAUCCACCAGCGCUGCCCAAUCUACCUCGGCUCGAAGCUGGACGUCGAGGAAGCGCUCAGCUACAUCAAGUGAGUUGCGUGUCUGUUUUUGUUUGUGUUUGCGGUUACUGUUAAGACGAAAUAAAUUGCCAUUUUUCUUA